CAUAGAAAUGCUUUCUCCUUCUUUAUAUCGCAGGUUGUCUUUUUGAAAAGAGAAUUCUUUUAAUAAAUAAACAAAGACCAUCGACCAAGUUGGUUUAAAAUAUCUUAGCCCCGCCUGAUCUGAUGAAGCUUCCUCAAUCAUACAAAAUGAUUAAUUACAUUUACUCCAAAGACCUUUCACUUCAAAUGUUUUAUUAACAAAGACCAAAGACUCAACAAAAAAAUAAUAAUCAGCCUGUAAUAGUUACAACAAAAUAAGUAUCAUAAUUAAUAACAAUUAUCUCAUAUCCCAGAGCGAGGAACUUGCGGAGCAUACUAUCUAGCAAAGGAGGCGAGAAGUGAUGCCGUCCUUAUUUUCCAUAUAGAUCAGAUCUAGCCAAGCGUUUUUUCAGAACGAUCCAAACUCGACCAUCACUUGAUUUUUUAAAAUGGGUGUUGAUAAAAACAAAAUUAGUAACGAUUAUCCUCAGUGUUUAUCCCAUUAUACUUCGAGCUUAAGACAAUAGAAAUUUAUUGUUAAUAUACAUUAAUAAAAACCAUCGACCAAGUUGAUUAAAAAUACACUUAACUCCGCCUUGCCGAAGUUUCCUCAAUACUAGAAAUUACAAUUUAAUUUAAAAAAAAAAACAAAAGCUUAAUAGAAAUGACUUCAUACCAAGGACUAAAACGCCUAAUGAUCUGAAUAAAUUAAAUUAACAUAAUUAACAACUACUAUCUCUUUUCUUUCCGAGAAACAAUGAACAACUAUUUAAGAGUUUCUUGCACGAUACUUCGAGCAUACGACAAAAUAAGAAGAAGUUGUCAAUGUCAACGCUAUUGGCAUUAUAAAUGGAACGAAAUUUCAUGACGACUCUAUAAUCAUUUUCUUGGCAAGACCUCAAGAUCACUUAUAAUCGUAAGACACAUUGUUCAUAAUCCCCCAGGAUCAGUUCCCGUCACAGAGUUAGAUCUUCAAUGGCUCAACACGGAAACGGCGCGCUGAACAGGACUUCCUUCCAUUUCCAACCUCAUAGAAACUGGAUCAACGAUCCAAACGCGCCAAUGUAUUACAAAGGAUUCUACCAUAUGUUCUACCAGCACAAUAACUUGGCUCCCCGAUUCAGUGAGAUAAUGAUAUGGGGACACUCUGUUUCACAAGACAUGGUCAACUGGAUCCAACUCGAACCAGCCUUUGUUCCUACUGAGUCCUUUGACAGACACAGCUGCUGGUCUGGAUCCGCCACUAUCCUCCCUGAUGGCAAACCGGUAAUUCUAUACACUGGACUCGAGGAGCACGAGGAGCUUGACAGACGCCAGGUUACAGUUCUUGCCGAACCUAAGGAUGCUUCCGACCCUCUGCUUCGUGAGUGGGUAAAGCCAAAGAACAAUCCUGUGAUGCUUCCGCCACACGACGUCCCUCACGAUUGUUUCCGUGACCCUACGACCGGGUGGCAAGGACAAGAUGGGAUAUGGAGAGUUAUCGUGGGAGCUAAGGAGAUAAACACUGAGAGAGGAAUGGCGGUUUUGUACAGAAGUAAAGACUUUGUGGAAUGGACUAAGUAUCCAACUCCUUUGCUUGCGACACAAGACACAGGAAUGUGGGAAUGCCCUGAUUUUUUUCCGGUUUCUCUGACCGGUAAAGAAGGUGUAGAGACAUCGGUGAACAAUGCUAGUGUAAAGCAUGUCUUGAAAGUGAGUUUUGGAGGUCAUGAUUGCUAUGUUAUUGGUACAUACUCUUCUGAGAGUGAAGACUUUGCAGCUGAUUCUGAGUUCACUAACACAACUGCGGAUUUGAGGUAUGAUCAUGGAACGUUCUAUGCUUCUAAGGCCUUCUUUGACAGUGUUAAGAAUCGGAGGAUCAACUGGGGAUGGGUUAUAGAGACUGAUAGCGUUGAAGAUGAUCUCGAGAAAGGAUGGUCUGGCCUUCUGUCUCUUCCUAGGGAGAUGUGGCUUGACACAAGUGGAAAGAGGCUGAUACAAUGGCCAAUAGAAGAAAUCAACUAUCUUAGGACUAAACAAGUUAGCUUGGAUAACACGCAUCUCGCAGGCUGCUCGAUUCUUGAAAUAUCAGGCAUCACUGCAGCACAAGCUGACGUAGAAGUGACUUUUGAUCUGCCUGUUCUGGAAGGCAACCCCCAAGUACUUGAUUCUGAUCAUGUUGAUGAUGCGGUUUUGUUCGACCGUGACAGCUCGGUUGGAUGUGUUUAUGGACCUUUUGGGUUGCUAGCAUUGGCUACCAGUGAUUUAUCUGAACAAACUGCAAUUUUCUUCAAAAUAAUUCGUCGUGGAAAUGGAUAUUCGGUUGUAAUGGGCAGCGAUGAGAAUAAGUCUUCGUUGAGAGACAACGCAAGGAAAUCUGCACAUGGAACAGUCCUAGACAUUGAUCCACUACAUGAGAAGAUAUCAUUGAGAUGUUUGAUUGAUCACUCUAUUAUAGAGAGCUAUGGAGCAGGAGGAAGAAAUGUGAUUACUUCUAGGGUGUAUCCCAAAGUAGCAAUUGGUGAAGCAGCUAAGCUUUACUUGUUCAAUGAUGGAACAAGGGGUGUGAACAUAUCGUCUAUGGAAGCUUGGAGCAUGAGAAAUGCUGAAGUCAAUUUAAACGCACUUUAAUUUAUCAGUAACAAUGCUGCUAAUAAUAAUAAUAAUCUUUGGACUGCCUAAAGAUGAUUCCAGUACUUUUAUGAGUUUGUUUUAAGAUUUAUCCGUGUUUUGUGUUCAAGAUAUUGGUGUGUGUGUUUUUCUUUUCUUCUUUUAAAUCUAAGUUAUGUGUUUAUCAUAAUACUGAAUUUGCACGACUUCAUUUUUAUAUAUUAAAAUCAUGCUUAUCAGCAUGCCUCUUUUCGCCAAUAUUUUUUUGUAAUCAAGUAGGACUUCGCCAGUAUCACCACUAUUAUUAAGUAAACAUUAAGUAAAACAGUUUAGAGAUUAGUGAUAAAUCGUGAAUAAUUCACUUCAUAACAAAAAGACCAUUGACCGAACAAAUUAAGAGUACAUUAUCCCAUUAUUAUCUUCAAAUGUUCCCACAAUUUAAAUUAAACAAAAUGAAUGCGACAAAAAACGUAAACAAAAUGAAUAAUAUAUAUGAGCUACCUGGUCCGAUCGAGUAUACAUUUAACAAAGACCAAUGACCACAAACCUUAAUAAUUGAAGCAAAAAUACAAUUAACAAAUACCUCGAAAACUUCUUUCACUUUGCUUCAACCUUUGGACAGAUCGAAGAGGUAGCAAACGGCAAUGGCACUAUAAAUACACUGAAUCUUUCUCACAACCCUAUAACAUUUUCUUGACAAGAUCAAAACUCUAGUAUAUACACUGUAUAAAGAGAAACUAGAAACAAUGGAAGCUGUUUUUUUUUUAUAAUCAUGGAAACUUCCAGCCUUACCGAACUUCCUUCCAUAUUUCAAGCUGGCUCCUAGCUCAACGGUUAUUAUUCAGUAUGUUCUAAUUUUUCUCUGAUCCGAUGUGCAACAAUACUCUUACAUAUCUAUUUUUCCUAAAUAAAGAUUAUUAAUUUUCGUCUAUUUGUUUUCUUGUCACCUCUGGUCCUUGGAUUAUUAAAACCUACGUUGCAUCUUUGGAACACAUGUUACCUUUGUCAGUAUUUCACCGUUGAAUGACGAUAUUUUUUUGGUUUCUAGAUCGAUCACUUGGUUACAGAGAGCUAUGGGGGAGGAUGAAGAAGUGUAAUAACGUCUAGGGUUUAUCCGAAAAUGGCAAUUGGUGAAGAAGCUAGGCUUUACGUAUUCAAUCAUAGAGCAAAGGGUGUGACUAUGUCGUCUUUAGAUGAGAAAAGCCCAAAUCAAUUCAAACGAAACUUAAUUAGCCAUCUUUGUAAUGACUACAACAUCCCUUUGGACUAUCAGAAUAAGUUAUCAUUAGAUUUUUUACGUUUAUGUAUCUUUGACCUAAACUUUCUUCGAGAUGAAAAAUAAAUAAGGUUUUCCACGCU
Messenger RNA from Brassica rapa (field mustard), 3926 nucleotides. Its product is annotated as beta-fructofuranosidase, insoluble isoenzyme CWINV6. Gene Ontology annotation, biological process: carbohydrate metabolic process. The record is from RefSeq and is a predicted model, not a curated record. Gene Ontology annotation, molecular function: hydrolase activity, hydrolyzing O-glycosyl compounds. NCBI's taxonomy places the organism in Eukaryota, Viridiplantae, Streptophyta, Magnoliopsida, Brassicales, Brassicaceae.